UCUGAAAGCAUACCACGUGCCUACCUGCUCUCGCCAUACCUCAUCUCUACAUACAAUCUUCCUGGAGUCCAACCCCACAGCUUCAACACGCAUAGAAGAUGGUAUCUCCACAUAAGACGCAGACAGUAGCAAUUAUCGGCGCCGGACCGGUGGGAGCCCUAGCAGGCCUAUACUUCUCGCACGCGGGCUGGGACGUGACGGUGUACGAGCUACGUGACGACCUACGCUCUCCCGAGAACCGCGCACUAGGCUCCGGGAAAUCCAUCAACCUUGCGCUCUCCGAACGCGGCAUCAACGGCCUACGGAACAUUGGCGAUGCGGGUGCGGCGCUGCUACACAAGGUGCUCGAGGAGACUAUACCCAUGCACGGCCGGAUGAUCCAUUCUGGCGAGGUUGGGACGAAGGGUGAAGCCCAGGCUUACGAUAGCGUGCAUGGGCGGUUUAUCCGGAGUGCCGAUAGGGCGCUGCUCAAUAUGCAGCUGCUGGAUGCGCUCGAGGAGAGAGAUAACGUGCAGUUGUGCUUCAGGCAUAAAUUGAGGCGACUUAAGCUCGAUGGGGAGGACGGCGCCGAGGCGGAGUUUGUGAAGAGUGAUACGGGGGAGACGGUGAAGGUGUAUGCGGAUUUGGUAGUGGGUGCCGACGGUGCGCAUUCCGCGGUGAGGAAUCAGCUGCAGCGACACGUCAAGAUGUACUACGAGCAGACCUACAUCAGCACGAUGUGGUGCGAAUUCACGAUUCCCCCGCACCCGACAACCGGCGAUUUCCAGCUCUCGCCCGACCACCUGCACAUCUGGCCGAAGCAGACGCAAAUGUUCAUUGCCAUCCCGUCCAUCGACAAAUCAUUCACAUCGACAUUGUUCAUGCCCGAACACCUCUUCAACAGCAUCGAAUCGCGGUCAGAUCUAAUCGCCUUCUUCCGCGAGCACUAUGCCGAUGUCCUCGACAUCCUCGGUGAAGACUCCCUCUGUGACCAGUACUUCGCGAACGAGCACUUGCCACUGGUCAGCAUCCGCACGGGACCGUACCACUACUCCGAUCGCUGCGUGAUCAUUGGCGAUGCUGCGCACGCCAUGGUGCCCUUCUAUGGCCAGGGAAUGAACGCUGGCUUUGAGUCCGUCAACAUCCUCUUCAAACACAUCCGCGCCAAUCCUGAAGACUUGAAGUCCGCGCUGCAGGCGUAUACCAAUGAGCGGCAGCCAGACGCAUGGGCAAUCGUGGACUUGGCGAUGCGGAACUACGAUGAGAUGCGAAGCGGCGUGACGAAGCGGGGCUAUCUACUGCGCAAAUGGGUGGAAGAGGCGUGCGCAAAGUGGGUGCCGUCGUUAGGCGUCAAGACGCUGUAUUCGAUGGUUAGCUUUGGGAAUGACCGGUAUUCGGAGGUCCUGCAGAAGGCCGAGAAGCAGAUGGCCAUCGAGGAGGCCAUGUUGGGCGGCGCGAUGCUGGUGGUUAUGGCGGGUGUCGGCUGGCGGUAUGGUGCCUUGAAGGCGCUGGAAGUGGGCUGCAAGGAGGGAUGGAAGGCUCUCGUUGGCCGGCGGUGAAGCAUUGUGUAUUUUUCAGUUUCUUCAUUGUCUUCCUGUCACUUGUUUGUCGCGCACUGUAAAUUAGUUGGAAUGGGGUUGGCGUCACAGAGAGUCACUUAAAGUUUAAGCUUUCCUGGUGUAACGUCAGGAAUUACGCCGAUGACGUAGUGGGGUAUCUACGAGCUCGUCAGCUAC
Messenger RNA from Tricharina praecox, 1715 nucleotides. RefSeq lists its product as uncharacterized. Gene Ontology annotation, cellular component: mitochondrial outer membrane. The record is from RefSeq and is a predicted model, not a curated record. The transcript is spliced from 4 exons. Lineage: Eukaryota; Fungi; Ascomycota; Pezizomycetes; Pezizales; Pyronemataceae. Bases 99 to 1538 code for a protein of 479 amino acids. Gene Ontology annotation, biological process: NAD+ metabolic process; L-tryptophan catabolic process; quinolinate biosynthetic process. Gene Ontology annotation, molecular function: NAD(P)H oxidase H2O2-forming activity; FAD binding; kynurenine 3-monooxygenase activity.